Molecule: messenger RNA, 3013 nt
Organism: Venturia canescens
Lineage: Eukaryota; Metazoa; Arthropoda; Insecta; Hymenoptera; Ichneumonidae
Gene: kdn
Product: knockdown
Exons: 4
Coding region: 162-1556 (464 amino acids)
Biological process (GO): carbohydrate metabolic process; citrate metabolic process; tricarboxylic acid cycle
Cellular component (GO): mitochondrial matrix
Source: RefSeq, a predicted model, not a curated record
GGCGCCAGAGUUUAGCGCGGUCGGUCGGUUUGGCAUAUAAUAUAUAUUUAUACAUAUAUAGAUAUAUAUCAAUAAAUAUAAAUUAUAAUAACGUAUAUCGACAUUAGGAUUGUAUCAUCCGUUUUGAAUAAAAGGAAUACGAAAAAAAAAAACAGCGAACGAUGGCACUGUUUCGUUUAAGCGCAGCGCGUUGUCUGGAAGUUCAGAAACUGACGACAUCGAUAGUCCUCCGGCCACUGUCGGAUGCAUCGACCGAUCUCAAAAAGGUACUUUCCGAAAAGAUACCGAAAGAGCAAGAACGUGUCAAGGCCUUUCGUAAGUCGCAUGGAGCCACCAAGGUCGGCGAGGUUACCGUAGACAUGAUGUACGGUGGAAUGAGAGGCAUCAAGGGUUUGGUUUGGGAGCCAUCGGUGCUCGAUCCCGAGGAGGGUAUCAGGUUCCGUGGUAAAUCAAUACCGGAGUGUCAAAAGUUAUUGCCGAAGGCACCAGGUGGUUCGGAGCCAUUGCCAGAGGGUCUAUUCUGGUUGUUGAUAACCGGUGACGUACCGAGCGAGGCGCAAGUGAAAGCGAUAUCGCAGGAAUGGGCGGCGAGGAGUGCGCUACCGAGUCACGUGACGAAAGCACUCAAUGAUUUUCCAAAGACGCUUCACCCCAUGACUCAAUUUUCUGCGGCGAUAACGCUCUUGAACAGUGAGAGCGAAUUCGUCAAGGCUUACACCGCCGGUGUUCACAAAACGAAAUACUGGGAAACGGUCUACGAGGAUUCGAUGAAUUUAAUUGCCAAAUUGCCGGCUGUCGCAUCGACGAUAUAUCGCAACGUUUACAAAAAUGGCAAAGGCCUCGGCUCCGUUGACUCGAGCAAAGAUUGGUCCUGGAAUUUCGCCAAUCAACUCGGCUAUGACAAUGCCGAAUUCAUUGAGCUCCUCAGGCUCUAUCUGACCAUCCAUUCCGAUCACGAAGGUGGCAACGUUUCCGCUCAUACUACUCACCUCGUUGGCUCCGCCCUUUCCGAUCCCUACCUAUCCUUGGCUGCUGGUAUGAACGGUCUUGCCGGACCCCUUCACGGUCUCGCCAAUCAAGAGGUACUCGUCUGGCUCCAAAAACUUCGUUCUCAAGUCGGUGACAGCCCGAGCGACGAGAAACUCAAAGAAUUCAUCUGGAACACCCUCAAGAGUGGCCAAGUUGUGCCAGGAUACGGUCACGCUGUCCUCAGAAAAACUGAUCCUCGAUACGCUUGCCAACGUGAAUUUGCUCUCAAACACUUGCCCAACGAUCCUCUGUUCAAGCUCGUAUCGCAAGUGUACAAAAUAGUGCCUCCUGUACUUCUCGAGACCGGCAAGGUGAAGAACCCGUGGCCCAAUGUGGAUGCUCAUUCGGGUGUUCUUCUUCAGUACUACGGUAUGAAGGAGAUGAAUUACUAUACCGUCUUGUUCGGAGUAUCCCGAGCCCUGGGUGUGCUCGCUUCUCUCGUCUGGGAUCGAGCACUUGGCUUGCCGAUCGAGAGGCCAAAAUCCCUCAGUACUGAUCUUCUCAUGAAGUCUGUCAAAGCCGCCUAAAUGCAUUAAAACUUCUCAUCCCACCAUGAAUUCAUGCGAAACAGAAAAUCGAGGAUAAUUAGAAAGCAAAGAGACCGAAACAAUAUAACAUGCGAAUAAAAAUCAUGGAAGCGCGUAACAAGAAAAAAUAAAAAAAAAAAAAAAACAACAUACAAACACAGCGGAACAAUCGACGGUUAAAAUCAUCUCGUAUUGCUCAGUUUUAUAUAUAAGAUCAUCGAAAUCGAUAAGCAAUUAUGUAACACUCGAAAACUACUCCGAACAUCUUCGUGUUAUUUUCCCUUUUUUAUACUGACAUUUGUUGUAUUAUGUGAUCCGCGACGAUGAGCAACAGAGCAAAACGGGUAUACAGAGAGGGAGAUAGAAAAAUGAGAAAACGAAGAGGAAAGAAUAAUUUGUUAUAUAACAGAAUGAAUUAGCCCGUGCCAAGUAUGUUUGCAGGGAUUCAAGAGCGAGGAAAAAUAUUAUUUCGAAGUGUAUCGAGAGUAAGAAAAAUAAUGAAAGCGUCGAUAAAACAGAUUUCAGUUGUUUAUCGCAAAUGAAUAGUGUGUACGAGGACAAGUUACGAGCUCUGCCCUCGGUCACUAACGUUGCGUAUAAUCGGAAACUGAUCAGCGUAUAUUCGAAACUGUUUUGACAACGGAUCUCAGAAUUGAUCUUCGUUACGAUAUGUAUAUAUCACUGAAAAAACACGAGAGAAUAAAAUCGUGACAUGGCGCCAAUAUCCGUGGUGCUCAACGAUUCUGUAGAGAAACUUCUUAGACAUGUAAAGAAAAGAAAAAAGAAAUAGUGUUCAUCGGACGAGUCAGUCUUAUCGUGAGACCGAAAGAUCAUUCAAUUCUAACAGAAUGCGGUACUCGUCAAAAGAAGAAAAAAUAAUAAUAAUAUAUAGCCGAGUGUCCCGAGCGGACGUGAUAUAGCGAACAAUAAUUACGUUGUACGUUGUUGUAGGAAAAAUUCAAAUGAAAGGAAGAGCAGUAUGAAUGUGGUCAAAAGAUUGCCAGUGCACUAAUGCCAAAUAUUUUGGUGCUGAACCAGUUCAGUGCGACGAUGUUAGGAUCUUGUCAUUUAAAAAAAUUAUGUUACCAUCGUCACGAGAGACCAUUUGAAUUUCUUCUUUUUUUUUCAUUCGAGCUACCAAUUUUUCUAUGCUACUCACGAAGAACCGGUAGUUCACACGUUCUGCAGGACACACGAAAAUACUUAAUGAAUUGUUAUGAAAAAUGUGCUUAAAGUGCACUUAUCGUGUAGAUCUCCUCCCGCCCUUAUACAAGACGAAUAAAUUUCGGCGAUUCAACAUUACGUAAAGUCAUUAUGAUUUGUAUAAAUUAAAAGAUGAAAAGAUAAAUAAAAGCGAAUGACCGGUGGUAGAUCCAUCGUUAUAAGUAUGAAUGAGCGUGUGAUCUAAUUUAUAACGAAAGAAAAAAACGAUAAUAAAUAGAAGUCCCAAAAUCGUA